This is a messenger RNA of Linum tenue, 444 nucleotides long. Lineage: Eukaryota; Viridiplantae; Streptophyta; Magnoliopsida; Malpighiales; Linaceae. The record is from the annotation of a GenBank genome assembly.
AUGGGCAAGGAUCUCAGCGACGACCAGGUCCACUCGAUGAAGGAGGCCUUCGUCCUCUUCGACACCGACGGCGACGGCAAAAUCGCCCCCUCUGAGCUCGGGAUCCUGAUGCGCUCUCUGGGCGGGAACCCAACCCAGGCCCAGCUCAAGGCCAUCGUCGCGGAGGAGAAGCUAACCGCUCCUUUCGAUUUCCCGAGGUUCCUCGACAUCAUGGGGAAGCACAUGAAGACCGAGCCCUUCGAUCGACAGCUCCGCGACGCCUUCAAGGUGCUCGACAAGGAUUCCACUGGGUUCGUCUCCGUUCAGGAUCUGCGUCACAUCUUGACCAGCAUUGGGGAGAAGCUGGAGCCGGCGGAGUUCGACGAGUGGAUCCGGGAGGUGGACGUCGGGUCGGAUGGGAAGAUCAAGUACGAGGAUUUCAUUGCGAGGAUGGUUGCGAAGUGA